This is a messenger RNA of Protopterus annectens (West African lungfish), 1839 nucleotides long. Its product is annotated as G2/M phase-specific E3 ubiquitin-protein ligase-like. NCBI's taxonomy places the organism in Eukaryota, Metazoa, Chordata, Ceratodontiformes, Protopteridae. Gene Ontology annotation, cellular component: nucleus. The record is from RefSeq and is a predicted model, not a curated record.
CAUGCAUGUGUACAGCUGCAAGUCAGAGAAGUGCAGUAUCCAAAAGGCAAAGUGUUCAUCAUGAAUAUUGGCCUUUUCUGUUGUCGCUAGACUAACAUCUUAAAAAGUGUACCUGUUUACCCUUGCUACAUAUGUAAGAAAAAAGGAGCAUCGAUUGGCUGCAGCAUUAAGAGUUGCCGCAGAAGUUUUCACUAUCCCUGCGGUACUGAAAACCAAUGUGUCUUCCAGUUUUUUGAACAAUAUGCGUCAUUCUGCGGAGAACAUAGGCCGGUUCAGUUGGUUCGUUCAAAAAGAAAGCAUACAGUGUGUGCCGUCUGUCUUGAUGCUGUUAUACCAAAGGCCUGCUAUGAUGUCAUCAAGAGUCCUUGUUGUAAACACACUUGGUUUCACAGACAUUGCCUUCAGAAACAUGCUCUGAGUGCAGGCUUAUUCUUCUUCAAGUGUGCAAUCUGCAACAGUAAGGACACGUUUCAGCAGGAAAUGCUUCGUGUUGGUAUACAUAUUCCAGAGCGUGAUGCUUCAUGGGAACUUGAGGAAAAUGCAUUCAGUGAAUUACUACAGAGGCAUCAGUACUGUGAUGCAGAAGAGUGUCUUUGUGAAAUGGGGAGAAAAUUUUGCCAGUCCAAAAGUAAGUGGGAUAUAGUUCGAUGCUACUACUGUGGCUCUAGAGGAACACAUGUGACCUGUUCUGCCCUGGGAAGUACCAGACGACGUUGGACCUGUCCAGAAUGUCAUGCCAUCUUAAAGCGCAGAGCAGAUAUUGCUUCUUCAAGUACGGGAAUUGUGCCAGAGAGAAAACCUGGAGAAGGAGAUAAUGAUAUAGAUAUCCAACAUAUUAGUACAGCCUCUAGCCUGUCAGCAGACAGUUCUGGGACAGAGAGUACAUCAGAAAUGCCAAAGACUGAGCGGGUUCCAAUAUAUUUUACCAGGAGUGCUAGAAGAGCUGCUUAUAGGAGAAGACUUGAUGAACCAGAAAUGGAAGUUAACAGUUUUUUUGAUAUUCGAAUGGACACAAUUGGAAAUGAAAUACCGCAGGUUACAUACAAAAAAAGAAGGCUAUGCAUGUGAUAUUACCAUUUAGAAGUAAGUAGCAGUGUUACAGAGCUGUGACAUUUCAUUAAUGUUUGAAGCUCUGCACAUCGUAAACCGUCCGGCACUGGAAGCACAAAAUGUCAAGAACCAGACCUCCAUGAAUAAGUAAAGUCAAACAAGUCAAGAGCUAUACUCAAUCGGAAUUCUAAAAUUCAUGAUUUUUUUAGCAUCACAGCUACGUUACUUGACAGGAAGGGCCCUAAAAUGCUAAGCCAGGUUGAAUAUAGAUACUGUCAUCCCCUGUGAGGUAGAACCUUUCAUCUACCGUGGAAAUUGGUGAACUAAGUAAAACAGUUUUCAUCCAUUGUGAUAGACAAGGUAUAUUUUAGGUCUGUUACUGUACAGUUUUGCACUUGCAGUAAAUGUACACUACUACAUUUUGAAGGGACUCUUGUGAUUUGAAUUGAGAGACUAUCUUUUAAAUUUUGAAAUUAUAAUAGCCUACAACAGUAAGCUGGUCAUUGUGAAUGUGAUUUGACAAUUAAUUCACUGAAUAAUGUAGAUCUGUGGGUUUUAGUGUGAGGUGAAAACUCAAAUAAGCUUUAUUUUUAUUUUGCCCUUUAGUUUCUGAGAAACAUUACAAAGUUUAAAAUCACUAACAGUUGUGGACUGGUCUUUGAAAUGGAUAGGUUUAUGUAUAGUGAUUAUGUAAUAAUGAUUGUAUUGUGUCUAACCAUAAUUGUCACAUUGCGAAAAUAAAGAUCAAGAUCGCAUUGCAUAAUGAAAUAAAGAGCAUGUUUCAAAACA